Molecule: messenger RNA, 2642 nt
Organism: Scaptodrosophila lebanonensis
Lineage: Eukaryota; Metazoa; Arthropoda; Insecta; Diptera; Drosophilidae
Gene: DNApol-eta
Product: DNA polymerase eta
Exons: 3
Coding region: 48-2507 (819 amino acids)
Biological process (GO): error-prone translesion synthesis; response to radiation
Cellular component (GO): site of double-strand break; nucleus; replication fork
Molecular function (GO): DNA-directed DNA polymerase activity; damaged DNA binding
Source: RefSeq, a predicted model, not a curated record
ACUGAGUUUAAAUUAUCAGAUGAGGCGCUGAAGCGAUUAUUAGGAAUAUGUCAACAUCAAGUAGUUCCGCAUCCACACGCAACUUUGUGAGCAUGCAAAACAAAUACGACCGAGUAAUUUUGCUCGUGGACAUGGAUUGUUUUUUCUGUCAAGUGGAAGAAAAAGAAGAUCCACAAAGACGUGGAAAGCCGCUGGCGGUCGUACAGUAUAAUCCAUGGAGAGGAGGAGGUAUCAUAGCAGUUAACUACGAAGCGCGUGCCAAAGGCGUCACACGACACAUGCGAGGGGACGAAGCAAAAGAUCUGUGCCCCGACAUAAUACUCUGCAAGGUGCCGAACCUAAGGGAGAAGGCCGAUACAAGCAAAUACCGUGACGCCGGAAAGGAGGUGGCCAAUGUCUUGCAACGCUUUACGCAGCUGCUGGAACGCGCGUCGGUUGAUGAGGCAUACCUGGAUGUAACAGAUGCAGUUAACAAACGCAUGGAGGAGUUGCAAAAAGGCUCCUUUGCUUUGCAGCCGCAAGAAUUAGUCAACACCUUCGCCGUGGGUUACACAAACAUCGGCGACUUCGUGAACAAAAUAACUAAUAAUUAUCUAACUAAUCCAUACAUUGAUGAUGAGCGACUUCAAUUGCUUUAUGAUCACAACGAUUUGCCCGCUGUCCGUGUAAGCGACUUACGACUCCUAAUUGGUGCCUGGAUUGCGGGAGAGGUGCGCGCGGCUGUCAAAGCGGAAACAGGCUAUGAAUGUUCGGCAGGAAUAGCCCACAAUAAGAUUUUAGCCAAAUUGGCCGCUGGAAUGAACAAGCCCAAUAAACAGACCAUUUUGCCUCUUUCCGAGAUACCAGCGCUGUUUGACACACUACCUGUGGGAAAGAUCAAAGGAUUGGGUGGAAAGUUCGGAGAAGAUGUGUGUGAGCGGCUAAGCAUUAAGUUUUUAGGCCAACUUUUAAAGUACAGUGAGGCAGAAUUGCAACGCAAAUUAGAUGAAAAAAAUGGAUCUUGGCUUUACAACAUUUCACGUGGCAUUGAUUUGGAAGCAGUCACACCGCGCUUCUACUCGAAAAGUAUAGGCUGCUGUAAAAAGUUUCCCGGCCGAAACAACAUUACAGGCCUAAAAACGCUGCAACAUUGGUUUAAUGAGUUGGCAAGCGAAAUUAGCGAUCGCCUCGAGAAGGACUUAAACGAGAACAAUCGCAAAGCAAAGCAAAUGGUGGUCCAGUUCGUACAGGAAUGUGACGGCGAGGAGGUCGCAAGCUCGCGUUCCGCGCCACUAACGCACUACGAUCAGGCGAUGAUAGCCAAAAAUGCGCUGGAUCUUGUGAAAACUAAUACGAAAACGUUCUUUCGAGCUGGCAGCGAUACGGCGCUUAACAAUCCUAUUAAGUUCCUUGGCAUCAGCGUGGGUAAAUUUGAGACACUCACCAAUGGGCAGUCAAAGCUCCAGGAAAUGUUCGCCAACCAGGCGGCUAAGAAACGAAAAUUGGAUGAACAAGAACCAUUAUCCAAGCCCCAGAAUGAGCCAGAGCAGAAAAAGCCCAAAGAGUCCGGCCAGAGCAAAAUGAUGAGUUUUUUUGCAAACUACUUGCAAAAAGAAAAAAGUGACCAGAAGGACUCGGGGACGCAACCAAAAGUCCAAGAUGAAAAAAUACAGAAGCAGCUGCUUACUGAUAUGGUUGAAGUUUCAACACACCGAAAAGGGUUCUUUAAAGAAUACAAUAACUCAUUAAAACAAGCUACUCAAAAACAAGAUGUUGUACAAGAGCAACAGUUUAUUGCCCCAAAAGAUCAAUCCGAUCCUGAUAUUGAAACUCUAGCUGCUGAGCUAGAUGAAAUUGAAGCUGCCAAUGCGAGCAUUCCUGAGCCGCUUGGUCAGGAGCAAUCAACAACAUCGAUACGCGACUUGAACGAAAAUUCAGAUCAAUCGAGCUUAAAUAAGGACUUUAAAAGUAGAUAUGUCGAGUACGCCCAACCAGAGUUGCGGCUUGACCUAAUCAGCAUGAUAAAAUGCGACCAAUGCGGUACACAAAUUCCUGACGAUCCAAUAGCUAUCCAAACCCAUCAUGAUCAUCACUAUGCGCAAGAGCUAAGACGUCAGCUACAUGCCGAACAACAGAAGACAGCACAAAAAAAUAAACUAGAUGACGCUAAAGGAAAUUUAUCUACGACAUCAACAUCUAAAAGACAAAAUAAAACAAAUUCUUCCAGUGCGAGUUCCGUGAAUAAUAUAAAAAAAUUCCUGUCCGCCAAGGUGCCUACUGAGCCCAGUCAUGCAAACAUGGAACGCUGUCAGGAAUGUCAAGCUUAUAUCAACUCCCAGUCUAUGCCGGAGCAUAUGGAUUAUCACGUGGCAAAGAAGUUGCAACGGCAGCUCAACCAGCUUGAGGUCCGUACAGUAAAUGUGUCAAGUAAAAAGUCUCCAUCGACCCACGACAAAAAGCAGCAUAACGCAACAAUAUCCUCCGCUGGAAAUAAAACUAUUGCUCAAUUUUUCUCCCAAGCCAAUUAAAUUGGAUAGCAAUUGAUUUUAAGCAAUAAAGUUAAAUAGUGGGGUUCGACUCUUAAAAACCCAGUCCACAUAAAAAAUAGAUUUAACUACAUUUUUUUUUUAAAUUAAAUUAAGUUGUAAAAAUAUAUAAAACGA